GUCUCGUCGGACCGAAGAAAAAGAUCAUAAAAACAUGGCGGAAUCAUGUUCGUCCGCACAGCCGCCGCUGCGAAUCGGCACGCGGAGGUCAAACCUGGCCGUGGUCCAGGCCGAGAGCAUCCGCGACAGCCUGCAGAAAAUUGCACCGGGCCGGAGCUUCGAGAUAGAGGCGCUGCGCACCCUCGGCGACAAGGACCAGUCGACCGCCCUGUACAACUUCGGGGCAAAGAGCCUGUGGACGACCGAGCUGGAGGAGAAGCUCACGUCCGGGCAGCUUGACGUGAUUGUGCACUGCCUCAAAGACAUGCCCACCACCCUGCCGGAGACGUGCGAGCUGGCCGCUAUCCCGGCGCGGGACGACCCCCGCGACGCCCUCAUCGUCAAGGCGGGCCUGCCCUACGACAGCCUCAGGGCCCUGCCGCACGGCGCCGUGGUCGGCACGUCGUCGGUGCGGCGGUCCGCGCAGCUCAGGCGCCUGCACCCGCACCUGCGCUUCGCCAACCUGCGCGGCAACGUCGAGACGCGCCUGGCCAAGGUCGACGACCCGGAGGGCGAGUACGCGUGCAUGAUCAUGUCGGCGGCGGGGCUCGAGCGCGUCGGGCUCGGGCACCGCAUCACGCAGCGCCUGGGGUCCUCGGACGGCGGGAUCCUGCACGCCGUCGGGCAGGGCGCGCUGGGGCUCGAGAUCCGGAGGGGGGACGCGGCGGUGUCGGGGCUGCUGGCCGGGCUGGCUGAUGAGGCGUCUACCCUUGCGUGCCUUGCGGAGCGGGCGCUGAUGCGCACGCUUGAGGGGGGCUGUAGUGUCCCGAUCGGUGUUGAGACGGAAUGGGUGGGCCGGCCGCAGGAUUCUGUCCUGAGAAUGAGGGCGAUCGUCGUGAGCCUUGAUGGUACCCGGAGUGUGGAAGAUGCUAUAGACGCGGCGGUUCGGACGCGGGACGAGGCGGAGGCGUUCGGCAGACGGUUGGCCGCGAAGCUUGUGGAGGCUGGGGCUGAUGGGAUUCUGAAGGAGAUCAACACCAACAGACCAUCUAAGGACUAACAACACUGAUGUGUUGAUGACCAGUAGAGACCUAGAUCUUAACAGCUUAGAAUUAUUUCUCAAACACCGAGGGUCGACAAAUCUCACGCAUUAGACAAGGA
This is a messenger RNA of Diaporthe batatas, 1140 nucleotides long. RefSeq lists its product as uncharacterized. Gene Ontology annotation, molecular function: hydroxymethylbilane synthase activity. The record is from RefSeq and is a predicted model, not a curated record. Lineage: Eukaryota; Fungi; Ascomycota; Sordariomycetes; Diaporthales; Diaporthaceae. Gene Ontology annotation, biological process: heme biosynthetic process. The transcript is spliced from 2 exons. Bases 35 to 1039 code for a protein of 334 amino acids. Gene Ontology annotation, cellular component: cytoplasm.